Molecule: messenger RNA, 948 nt
Organism: Podarcis lilfordi (Lilford's wall lizard)
Lineage: Eukaryota; Metazoa; Chordata; Lepidosauria; Squamata; Lacertidae
Source: the annotation of a GenBank genome assembly
AUGGACCAGCAGGCAGAGCAGGAAGCCUGCAACCCAGGCGAGCUCGAGGGAGGGGCUCGGCAGGAUGGCAAGGAGGGGGAGGCGCUGAAAGGGACCGAGGCGCAGCCUGUUCCUCCUCCUCCUGCUGCUGCUGCUGCUGCUGCAGAAGCUGCCAUCCGGGCGCCUUCCGCGCCGCCUUCCGCGCCGCCGCAGCCCGAGGCGCUGCUCAGCUCGGGCGAGUACGAGUGCCGCAUCUGCUACAACUUCUUCGACCUGGAGCGCCACGCGCCCAAGCUGCUGGAGUGCCUGCACACCUUCUGCCAGGACUGCCUGGCGCAGCUGCACCUGCGCGGCGGCGAGCACUCUCCGCGCGGCCGGGGCGCUCCCCCCGACUCCCACCUCACGUGCCCGGUGUGCCGGCACCGCACGGCCCUGCCCGACGGCCGCGUGCACAGCCUGCCCGUCAACACCAAGCUGGUGGAGGGCAUCUUGCAGCAGCUGCGCGGCUGGGCGCCUCUGCUGCGCGACCUGCGCGCCCAGCGCCUGCUGCUGCUGCAGGUGCCCCGGCCCCCCGCCCGGCAGCCCUCGCCGUCGUCGGACCGCAGCAGCGGCGCGGCCACCAUCACCGUGGGCAGCCCGGACGCCUCUUGCUCGGAGGACCCCGGCGACGGCCACUGCUGCGCCUCCUGCCGGCGGAAGGCGGGAUGCGUCUGCCUGGUGUUCACCUUCCUGGCCAUGGUGCUGCUGGGCUUCGCGUGGAUGGAGUGGCUGACGGGCUCCAUCUUCCUCGGCGUCGCCCUCGUGCUCCUCUUCGCCUCCACCGUGCCUUUCAUGUACAGCUACAAAUCCAGGAGCGAGCCCAGGACUAUCUUCUUCGCCAGAGCGACGACCGGCGGCUCCAGGGAGGUGGCGUCGGGGCGCAGCACUCCCGGAGGCCGCGUGGCUGCCGAGAGCAGGAGCCGCUGCUAG